CAAAAAUAGCCGCACCAUUUGUAUUCAAAAGCGGAGAACAUAAAUUUACUGAAAAAUAAUCAAAGUGAAGAACGAAUAGGGAGAAGGAACGUAAAAUUCAACGACGGGGGGCAAAAUCUUCAAAGAGGGGGGACACGGAAGAGGUGGAGUCUGCUCCACAUUUGCCCUUGAAGAUGACGGACUUUGUGGAGCUGCUCAACAGCAUGUCCAGUACUUUUAACAGCGACUGCGCCACCAGCACCGCAGAGGGGGGCACGCUGCUCAAUCUGGACCUUGCCGAAGACAAGACGCUAAAGUGGCGCAAUCUGGCCAACAAUCAGUUUGCCUGCAAGGACAAGGAGAAGAAGCAGAGCCGCGCCUGCGAGGAGGUGCAAGCGGAGGCGGGGAAGGCAGAGGCGGACGCGGAAGCGGAGGAGCAAGCCAAGCAGAAGAGUAACCCAGAGGAGGAGACACUGUCCAAGGAGAAGAAAGGAGCAGCGGAACUGGUUCCGACAGAGGAUAUUGAGGAAAACAUCAAGGAACUGCUGGCGGAUGUGGUUGAUGCCGCGGCCGUGAAGCUGGAGGAGGAAGAAGCUGCAGCGGCGGAGGCUGCAGCAGCGGCAACACCUGAAGACCGCCUGCAGAAUGAAUCAAAAGUGUCAGCAGUGCAGGAUGAGCCAGCUAAAGAAGAGGAGGAAGAGACAGCAACAGAAGGACAGAAGGAGUCAGAAAGCGAAACAGCGGCAGAGCCACAAGCAGAGGCAGAGACAGAAGCUGCAGCAGAAGCAGCAGCAGGUAAACCUGAAGAAGAGGAGAAACAGAUACCCAACACAGCUCCCGCCAAAGCAGCUUCGUCAGCCGAGUGCGACGACGUCGGCGACGAGCGCAAUGCCGAAGUGAAAUGUAUCAACGACGAACGCAUUGCCGAAGAGAAGUGCAUCGGGAAUGCAAACGCUGGUGGAGAGGCGGCAGCUGCAGGGCAGGCACCGCCCGCCAAUGGCAGCGAUGACAACGCUGCAGCCACAACAGAAGAGGCAACAAGCAGUGGGGUGGCCGACGUCAGCCCAAUUACGGUAAAAGUGGAAAGGGAGCCUGGUAGCACGGGGAAGAUGGAUACGGAAGGCAUCAAGACUGAGGUGGCAAAGGAGAGGGAUCUACUUAUGCCAGAGCGGCGGGCAAAAGCGGUACCAAAGCAGAAGGAACUCGAAGAAUCAUCAGGAGCAGCAGCGACAGCCGAAGCUGCAGCAGAAUCCCCAUCACAAACAGCAGCUUCGGUUACAGAUACAGUCACAGCAUCAUCUCCGAUUCAGACUCCGGUUCCGGCUCCACUUGUUGUCAAUUCUGCCAGCAUUAGCGUUGACGUCGACUGCUGCGCUGACGCAACAGAUUCGAAUUUGAUGAAUGCUGCCACUGCUGGCAGCAACAGCAGCAGCGACCAGGCGGCAGAAGCAACAGCAGAACCACCAGCAGCAGCAACGAGUGCUGAUAAAAAUGAACAAAUUUCACCUGGCAGUGCGCGGCGCUCGCGUCGUACACCUCGACCCACGGAUAGCCACAUCCCCAGCAGUGCCAGUGCCACUGCCACUGCUGCAACCCCUGCAAUCCCUGACGAGCCACAGGCUGAGCCAGUGGCGGAGACAGAUGCUGCGCCGAAUGUCCAGGAGCUCAGCUCAACUCUGGAGGAGAGCAGCGAGGUGAGCAAUGUGAAGAAGGAGCCAGAGAAGCCUCCACAAAUGGAGGAUGCCACCUCCAGUAGCGGCGUGACCAGUACCAGAUCCCCGCCAGCACCCAAGCGGGGACGAGGUCGUGCAAAGAAAAUCAAAACAGAUGCCGAGUCGGAUGCUGCUCCAGCUGCAGUCAGCGAGACGCCGCCACUCAUGGAGGAGCCAGUCGUCGAGCGGAAGCCGCCUGGCCGCAAGCGAAGGCUGCCCGAGGAGCAGCAGGAUCAGCCGCUGGCCGAGCUAGUGGCAGUGAAGACGGAGCAGGAGGAGGCAGGGGAAACGGCUGCUCCAAGCGGUGAUGCCAAGCGGAUGCGACGCAGUGUCCGCCUGGGCAAUCGCCAUCCCGCGGACGGUCCCGCCUGGGACGAGGUCAAGACAGAGGCUCUGCCCGCGACGUCCGAACUGCUGCUGCCAGAGCUGGUUGGCAUUGCGGGUGGCGCCGCCGCCGCAGCUGCCGCUGUGCUGGACGAGAAGACGCCGCCGAAAAAGCGCGGACGGAAGGCCAAGAUACCGCCGGUAGCCAAGACGGAACCCCACACCUCAGCAUCGGCAUUGGCAUCGGGAAGCGGCAACUCCAGCACGUCUCUGCCCCUGAUAAAUGGGAACAAACGGACCGUGCAGACGGCCCAUGGGGGAGGCAUGGGAAUGGCUUCUAGCGAUGUUCAGCUGCCGAAGCGCUCCAAGCGACGGAUCAAGCCCACGCCGAAAAUCCUCGAAAAUGAUGAGCUGCGCUGUGAGUUCGAGACGAAGCACAUCGAGCGCAUGACCCACUGGGAGACAGCAGCUGAGGGUGACUCCCAUUUCGAGACGCCGCAGCCGUCUGGUAGCGGAGGAGGAGGCGGUGGCGGCGGAUCCAAUUCCUCCACGUCGCGUCAGAAGAGCGACAAGUCGGAUGGCAGCGGAUUCGAUGGGGGACAGCAUCCGGCCGGGACGAGUGCCAUCAAGAAGCGUCUCUUCUCCAAGUCCCUGCGCGACAUUGAGAACUCAGGAGCGGCCCUGCUGGCCAAGAGCCGCGUGAAGCCCAGCCCGGAUGUCGAUCAGUUCCUCUGCGACAUCAAGGCAGCCCGACUGACCGCUAACCGCUCCCCGGAGGAGCGCAAACUGAACAAGAAGCAGCAGCGAAAGCUGGCCAAGCAGAAGGAGAAGCAUCUGAAGCAUCUCGGCCUGAAGCGCAACAACAGCGAGGAGGCCUCCGACAACGAUAGCUCCAACACGGACAACGAGUUUGUGCCCACCACCCGUGUGCAGGUGGGCAAGCCAAGUGUCACUUUGCGUCUCCGCAAUGCCGCCGCCAAGGAGCAACAGCCCACGACCUCAGCAGCAGCCGCUGCAGCAGCGGCAGCGAUGGCUCCUUCAUUGAAAUCACAGCAUCCACCCCAGGCCACAGCGAAGUUGACACGCCGCGUGGCCGUUCGUGGAGGAGCUGCAGCUGGAGUUGGAGCGGGACAGUCACAGGCAGCAGGAAGAUCGGCAGCGCUGGAUGCUGAACAGCUUCACUCAUUAAACAGAUCCAUUCUGGCAGAUGUGCCGGCCGGAUCCUUGGACGAUGCUGGUGCUGAUGGCAUUCCCACAACCUCCAAGCUGGCACUGACCAAGUGCCUCUGUCUGUGCCAGAAGAGCUCUCAGUACUAUGCGCGAAAUGCACCGGACUCCUCCUACUGCUGUGCCAUUGACAAUGUGGACGAGCAGAAGAUCGGUUGCUGCAACGAGCUGCCUGCCGAGGUGCACAACUUGCUACGUCCCAGCCAGCGGGUGGGCUACAUGAUCCUCUGCGAUGAGCACAAGAAGCGCCUUCAUGCCCACAACUGCUGCGCCGGCUGCGGCAUCUUCUGCACGCAGGGAAAGUUUGUGCUGUGCAAGCAGCAGCAUUUCUUUCAUCCGGACUGCGCUCAGCGCUUCAUCCUCAACAGUCCCUACGAUGACCAACAGCGGCAGCAGCAGCAGCCGGGCGGAUCGAGAUCAGGGUCUGUCGGCAGCAAGUUCAGCAGCCCCAUGUUGGUGUUGAAGUGCCCGCACUGCGGGUUGGACACUCCCGAGCGCACCUCCACGGUGACCAUGAAGUGCCAGACUCUGCCCGUCUUUCUGGCCACCCAAAAGUACAAGAUCAAACCGGCCAAGCUGACAACCUCCUCGCAUUUGGCGCAGUUUGCUGGACCCGGCAAGGUGCCCAAUGCCAGCGCCAAGCCCAAGGGCAGGGCAUCAGCAUCCUCCACCUCUGGAUCCAAAGCGAACGGAACGCCGCGCGGCGCAAAGGCAGCCAGCUCGGGGAGCCAAAGUCAAACCAUCAAUUUCGAGCAGCUAAUACCCGACUCGGUGAUGAAUGUGGUGCUGCGUGGACACGUUGUAUCGGCUAGCGGUCGCGUGACCACAGAGUUCACCUCCCGCGACAUGUACUAUGCGGUGCAGAACGAUGAUCUGGAGCGUGUGGCCGAGAUUCUAGCUGCGGACUUUAAUGUGCUAACACCGAUACGGGAGUUCUUGAAUGGCACCUGCCUGCAUCUGGUGGCCCACUCGGGCACCCUACAGAUGGCCUAUCUGCUGCUCUGCAAGGGUGCCAGCUCCCAGGACUUUGUCAACAUUGUCGACAGCGAACUGCGAACGGCCCUGAUGUGUGCGGUGAUGAACGAGAAGUGCGACAUGCUCAAUCUCUUCCUGCAAUGCGGUGCCGAUGUUGCCAUCAAGGGGCCCGAUGGCAAGACGAGUCUACAUAUUGCUGCCAAGCUGGGCAGCGUGGAGGCCACGCAGCUGAUCGUGGACAGCUACAAGGCCUCACGGAACAUUACCAACUUUCUGAGCUUCAUCGAUGCACAGGACGAGGGCGGCUGGACGGCCAUGGUCUGGGCCGCUGAGCUCGGACACACGGACAUUGUGAGUUUGCUGCUGAACCAAGGAGCUGAUCCGAAUAUCUGCGACAACGACAACAACACGGUGCUGCAUUGGUCAACGCUGCACAAUAAUGGCCUGGACACGAUCACGGUGCUGCUGCAGGCAGGUGCCGACUGCAAUGUUCAGAAUGUGGAGGGCGAUACACCGCUCCAUAUUGCCUGUCGUCAUUCGGUGACCCGAAUGUGCAUAGCUCUCAUCGCCAAUGGAGCUGACUUGAUGGUGAAGAACAAGGCCGAACAGCUGCCCUUCGAUUGCAUACCCAACGAGGAGUCUGAGUGCGGCCGCACCGUUGGCUUCAACAUGCAAAUGCGCAGCUUUCGACCCUUGGGCCUGCGCACCCUGGUCGUGUGUGCGGAUGCCUCGAACGGACGGGAGGCGCGGCCCAUUCAGGCGGUGCGCAAUGAGCUGACAAUGUCGGAGAACGAGGAUGAGGCGGACACGCUGAUGUGGCCCGACUUUCGGUACAUCACCAACUGCAUCAUUCAGCAGAAUUCUGUGCAGAUCGAUCGUCGCGUCUCCCAGAUGCGCAUCUGCUCCUGCCUGGACAGCUGCAGCAGCGAUCAGUGCCAGUGCAAUGGCGCCUCCUCGCAGAACUGGUACACGGCCGAGAGUCGCCUCACCUCCGACUUCAACUACGACGACCCGGCGGUGAUCUUUGAGUGCAAUGAUGUCUGCGGCUGCAAUCAGUUGUCGUGCAAGAAUCGCGUGGUACAGAACGGCACGAGAACGCCGCUGCAGAUCGUCGAGUGUGAGGAUCCGGCCAAAGGCUGGGGCGUGCGUGCACUGGCCAAUGUCCCUAAAGGUACCUUUGUGGCAUGCUACACGGGGGAGAUACUGACCGCCCCAGAGGCAGAUCGCCGCACCGACGACAGCUACUACUUCGACCUGGGGCAUGGGCACUGCAUCGAUGCCAAUUACUAUGGCAACGUGACCCGCUUCUUCAAUCACUCCUGCGAGCCCAAUGUGCUGGCCGUGCGCGUCUUUUACGAGCAUCAGGACUAUCGCUUCCCCAAGAUUGCCUUCUUCGCGUGCCGCGACAUCGAUGCCGGCGAAGAAAUCUGCUACGACUACGGUGAGAAGUUUUGGCGGACAGAGCAUCGCUCCACACUGGGAUGCAAGUGCCUGACUGAGUCCUGCAAGUAUGCCAGUCAAUGCACCAGCACAAAUGCCUCGCCCACAGAGGCGACAACUGCAGAGGCAGCAGCUGCGGAGUCAGCCGAACCAGAUGCGGUUUAGACUUGGCAACUCAUCAACAUGCACACCCACCAAGCCAGACAUUGGACAGACAUCACAAGCAGCUCCAAGCAGCAGCCACAACAAGAGAUCCGCCAUAUACAUUCAUCUAUAAUUAUAGAUCCAGCAGUGACCAGUGCCGCUCACUGAUAUAGAUGCUAUAUGUACAUACAUAUAUAUAUGUAGAAACCAUUACCAUUACCAAUCGCAUCAUGAAUCGAAAUGAGAGGCACCCCGAACCAGCGAACCAGCGUAGUCAUUUCGCGGGUGCCUCUUCGACUGCCAAAUGUUUCAUGAUGAACGCAUUUUAAUCAUUCUUUUUUUUUUGUACAUGUAAAAUGUUUGUUAAUUAUUAUUUUUGUUUGUUUUCAUUAUUAUUGCAUGUUUUCGAGGCGGUAACUAAACCGUUAAGUGCUGCAAUCGCUGCAGCCUGGCCCAGCCCCUAAGUCCAUUUUUUCCAUUUGCUGUGUGUGCGCGUUGCUAGUUUUAGGGACUGGAGUGUAUCGAAGCGCAUCUAGUCAUAAGAAAGAGGGAGAGCAAGAGAGAUUGUAUACUCAACAGUUACAGUGCGUUUCAUAUAGCUAAUCAUUAGUAUAAAUCCAAGACCCCCCACCCAAGACGUACAGCUGUGAACCGCAUUUUACGUACUCGCGAUAGACACACUUACACACACACACCCACACGUGAAUGUAACAAUAAUAAUAAUCAGAAAAACAGCUAAAGCGGGAAUCCCAUGAGAGAAGAAAAAUUUUUUUUAUUUAAGAUAUGAAAAUUUGCAUUGCAACAAGAGAAGAAAUAUAUAUGUAUGUAUGUGUACGUGUACGUGUAGCCGAUAAGCAGAAUGAAUCAAAA
Messenger RNA from Drosophila guanche, 6671 nucleotides. RefSeq lists its product as uncharacterized. Lineage: Eukaryota; Metazoa; Arthropoda; Insecta; Diptera; Drosophilidae. Gene Ontology annotation, molecular function: p53 binding; protein-lysine N-methyltransferase activity; zinc ion binding. The transcript has 10 exons. The record is from RefSeq and is a predicted model, not a curated record. Bases 174 to 5822 code for a protein of 1882 amino acids. Gene Ontology annotation, cellular component: nucleus.